AUGCUCAAAUAUUCAAAUGACUUCCAAUUAGCAGAAGGAUUAAAUCAACUAUGGUACAAAGAUAAUACAACAGAUGCGAAUUUGACUACUAAUGUCGGAUUUGCAACAAGACAAUCUUACAUUAUUCAGAAACCGAAUGAUAAAGGUACAUUUUCAUUUAUUAUACCUUUAAAGCAUGUUUUUGGAUUCUGCGAUGAUUAUACUAAGGUACUUUACAGAUUUAAAUAUACAUUGGCUCUACAAAGAAAAAAUGAUAAUAAUGCUAUUUUUAGAUCUGCUGCAGCAGCUGCAGGAAAAGUAAAUCUUACAAAAGUAUCAUUAUGGAUGCCUUAUAUCACACCAUCAGAUACAGAGAGACUUAAUCUUAAUAGUGUUAUUAGAGAAAAAGUAACAAUUCCAGUAGCUUUUUAUUCUAGAUCGUGUGAAACUACAACUCCCCAACAAACAUCUAAAUUGACUUGGAAACGUGGUGUUAAGAGUGAUGAAAAACCUAGAUAUAUUAUCGUAGGAUUCCAAACAAAUAGAAAUAAUGAUCAAACACAAAAUAAUUUAAUAUUCGAUCAUUGUAACUUGACAAAUAUGCAAGUCAUGAUUAAUAAUGUAAGAUUUCCUGAAGCUGAUUAUGAACUAUCAUUUCCAAAUCAACAAUUUUCAAGAGCUUAUAGAGAUGCAUCUACUUUUAAAAAAAAAAAAUUGUAA
This is a messenger RNA of Hydra vulgaris (swiftwater hydra), 699 nucleotides long. RefSeq lists its product as uncharacterized. NCBI's taxonomy places the organism in Eukaryota, Metazoa, Cnidaria, Hydrozoa, Anthoathecata, Hydridae. The record is from RefSeq and is a predicted model, not a curated record.